Salvelinus sp. IW2-2015 is the source of this 2195-nucleotide messenger RNA. NCBI's taxonomy places the organism in Eukaryota, Metazoa, Chordata, Actinopteri, Salmoniformes, Salmonidae. The record is from RefSeq and is a predicted model, not a curated record.
GCCUUCACUAAACUAGCGUAGCCUGGGGACCGGUCGGUCCGGAAGAAAAUUACUAUUCCGGAAAAAAAGAAAAAGGUCUCCGCUAAUAUAAUCAUGUAUGUACAGUUUCAUAUUUGGCAAAAACGAUAGACCCAUAAAGACACCGGUGAUGGAAAGAAGGUCUCGGAAGGAGCAGACUGGGCCGGMUUCCGUAUGAUACCAGCGCAUAUUACAGGCAAGCAUCGGACAAGUACUCGCAAAGUGCACUUGAUUUGACACCGCGUACUAUAGAGACUAGUUUUCUUUUCUCUGUUCCCACCUUCAGUGUUUUUUGGAAUAGACGUCGUUUUGUGGGACACCCUUUUGGCUUUUUUCAGUCACCCAUACCACCGUUUCUUUUAAAACUGGAUUGGUCAGCAGCUGGCAGCUCGUGCUGCAUAAUUUGAAACCACCCACAAAUGUCCUCCGAGGUGGUGUCUAAGUGCAGGUGUCCUCUGAAGGAACUUCCCAUGGACAGCUGGAUGGACCACCUGCCCUGUGUUCUAUGGGACGUUCCCUGAGGAACCUAGCUAUACCAGGAAGCCAUAAUGCUAUAACCUACUGUCUGGAUAGGAGUGACCGCUCCCCUGUCGACCUGACCCAACCUGAUUUACUGCAGAAGCUAGACAAAUACAUGAAGCCCCUGAUACGACCGUUUGUUUAUAAAUGGGCAGUUACACAGGAGGCGACAGUAAAGGAGCAGCUAGACUGUGGGGUCAGAUAUCUUGACCUGAGGAUCGCACAUCGACCCAACGACACCUCUACUGACCUGUACUUCUACCACGGAGUGUACACUACACUCACUGUAGAGACCGUUCUUCAGGAGAUCAGAUCCUGGCUAGAUGUCCAUACCAGAGAGGUGGUUCUGCUGUCCUUCAGUCACUUCCUGGGUCUGAACCAGGACCUCCACACCGGACUUAUAUCCACCAUCAGAACCAUCUUCACCUCCAGGCUCUGUCCAACUACGGGACACCUCCAGCAUCUGUCCAACUACGGUAGGGACACCUCCAGGCUCUGUCCAACUACGGUGGACAACCUCCAAGCUCUGUCCAACAACGGUAGGGACACCUCCAGCUCUGUCCAACUACGGACACCUCCAGCUCUGUCCAACUACGUAGGACACCUCCAGGCUCUGUCCAACUACGGUAGGACACCUCCAGCUCUGUCCAACUACGGUAGGAGACACCUCCAGGCUCUGUCCAACUACGGAGGACACCUCCAGGCUCUGUCCAACUACGCAUGGCAUGAGCCAUACUUUCCCAUGAUUCCAUUCCCUGAUCCCAACAUUCCCAUGAUCCUCUGUAUCCGGAAGGUGACGCUGAGGAACCUGUGGACGCUGGGUUACCAGGUGUAUUGUCUCUAUGAGCACAGCAUGGUCAGCCUCUACAGCGAACUUUGGCCUCACAUCCCCUACUGGUGGGCCAACAAGGUGUUUCUGUUGUCAGGAGGGUUCUUUGUGACGGGCAUCAACCUGACAGAGGAUCUGAAGUACAUCUGUUCUCACCCCACUGAGUCUCUGAAGGACUUGGUGAUGUCUACCUCCCCUGCCCUGCUCUCCUGGGUCAGGGCCCAGAGCCCUGGCUCUGACUCCCGCUCCCUCAACAUCAUAGCUGGGGACUUUGUCUCAGAGAGCCACUUCGUACCCACCGUCAUCGCACUGAAUCAACAUUUAGUCCACUGCACUGGUCCCUGUGAUGUUAGCGGAGGAAACUGACCCAUCUGCUGUGUCCCAAAUGACACCAUAUUCCCUCUGUAGCCCAUAGGCCUCUGGUCAAAAGUAGUGUACUGUGUAGGGAAUAGGGCCCUGGUCUGAAGUAGUGUACUGUGUAGGGAAUAGGGUGCCAUUUGGAAUGCAUUAUCUGACACAUCUUAUUGCACAGAAUAUCAUGUUUUAACUACGCUAUAGGAAGGAUGGGACUGCAGCGUGAUCAUGUUUUAACUACGCUUAGGAGAAGGAUGGGACUGCAGCGUGAUCAUGUUUUAACUACGCUAUAGGAGAGGAUGGGACUGCAGCGUGAUCAUGUUUUAACUACGCUGUAGAAGAGGAUGGGACUGCAGCGUGAUCAUGUUUUAACUACGCUGUAGAGAGGAUGGGACUGCAGCGUGAUCAUGUUUUAACUACGCUGUAGAAGAGGAUGGACUGCAGCGUGAUCAUGUUUUAACUACGCUGUAGGAGA